CAACGGUGACCUCAGCCCUGCACCCCCUCACUGGUUGGGCCAGUGAGCCACGACACGCCAGUCUUUAGAGAGGCGUGGUGUGACACUAGCCCCGCCUUGGGGGCCGACCAGGGAUAGCCCGAACGGAGGGAAAGAUACCUUUUCACCGCCCAAGCCAGCCCCAAACCCCGCCCUCGGCCCCGCCCCCGCACGCUCCCCCGGCUGGCCAACUCCACCCAGCCCUAAGACCCCUCUUCUCGUCUGCAGCUGUCUUUCUUGUGUCUGCUGCAGGCGCCACUGGCUGGAGAGUUUUGGCUUGUCUUGAAGACUAUGGCUACAGGAAGGCCUUGAAUUUCCAAUCCUGCCUCCUCUCCUGGGGUUCUGGGAAUACAGCCCUGCGCUACCAGGCCAGACUCACCUGCGUUCCAUUCGGGACACAGAACUAAAAAACAAAACAAAACAAACAAACAAACAAAACCCAGCCCUUGGGAAACAGAGGGCACCUGAUCCACCUUUUCCAGGUGCGCCACCCUCGUCGCCUUUGCAGCGCGAUCUUUCUCCUUCCGGUCGUCAGUUAAGACCGCAGCCAUGCCGGUAUCAGUGACCCGCACGACCAUCACGACUACAACAACGUCCUCCUCCUCCACCAUUGUGGGGUCCCCUCGGGCACUGACCCAGCCGCUGGGCCUCCUCCGCCUCUUGCAGCUAAUAUCCACUUGCGUGGCUUUCUCGCUGGUGGCCAGUGUGGCCGCUUGGACUGGGCCCAUGGGUAACUGGGCCAUGUUCACCUGGUGUUUCUGCUUUGCGGUGACGCUCAUCAUCCUGAUUGUGGAAUUGGGCGGACUCCAGGCCCGCUUCCCCCUAUCGUGGCGAAACUUCCCCAUCACCUACGCCUGCUACGCGGCUCUCUUCUGCCUGUCGUCGUCCAUCAUCUACCCCACCACCUAUGUGCAGUUCAUGGCUCACGGACGGACCCGGGACCACGCCAUCGCGGCCACCACCUUCUCCUGUGUCGCCUGUUUGGCCUACGCCACCGAAGUGGCCUGGACUCGUGCAAGGCCGGGUGAGAUCACUGGCUACAUGGCUACCGUGCCGGGGCUGCUUAAGGUUUUCGAGACCUUCGUAGCCUGUAUCAUCUUUGCCUUCAUCAGCGAGCCAUUCCUGUACCAGCAAAAGCCGGCCCUGGAGUGGUGUGUGGCAGUCUACGCCAUCUGCUUCAUCCUGGCUGCCGUGACCAUCCUGCUCAACCUGGGGGACUGUACCAACAUGCUGCCCAUCCCCUUCCCCACCUUCCUGUCCGGCCUGGCCUUACUGUCUGUCCUCUUGUAUGCCACCGCCAUUGUCCUCUGGCCCCUCUACCAGUUUGACCAGAGGUACCAUGGCUACCCGCGGCGGGCGGCGGAUGCAAGCUGCGCUUAUACGCACCCCCACUCGGUGUGUUACUGGGACCGCCGGCUGGCGGUGGCCAUCCUGACAGGUGUCAACCUGCUGGCCUAUGUGUCUGACCUGGUGUACUCCGCCCGGCUGGUGUUUGUCAAGGUCUAAGGUUAACAAGGGGCUCCCCUCCCCAUCCCUUCUGGCGACCUCUCCAUCUUAUUGGCCACGUUUUUUUGGUACCGUCCUGUUUCCUCCUCCUCUCCUCCCUCCCGUUUCCUCUUCCUCCUUAUAUAUUCCUCCUGACUCAUUGUUCUCUUUCCUUGUUUCGCUUUCUUCCUUUUCCUCUUCCUGUUUGCCUAUCUAUCUAUUUCCUGUUUUGCUGCCCAGGAGCGGUCUCCACAGCCCUCUGCUUUACCUCUUUCAAAUUCCUAUCCCCACGGUUUCCCGGGGAGCCCUCGGAGUUCUUGCUUUCUCUCUCCCUCACCCCUCAAAGGUGCUGACCCCACACAUCCCACCCUCCUUUGCAGUUCUUCACCCCCAUGGGCCUCUUUAGGGCUCUCAUUGCCAAAGCAUGCCUGCCUGCCUGCCUGCCUUAGCUGUGCCUUAGUAUGUGCGUGUGUGUUAAAGGGGUUGGGGACCAGGCGUACAGUAACCUCUAAGUUCAAAAAAAAAAAAAAACAAAAAAAAAAACUCUGGAGGUCAAUAAUUCCCGGUAGCCAGGAGUCUUUAAGCAGAGUCUCUGUCUCUACCUUGUCACUCAGCUUUGCCUAAAAUUGACUCCAGAAUUUUUUACCAGGCUUACUGAAGACCCACUGCCUAGAGGCUAUCCUAGAUGAAGCAAAGGAUGGAUGCCUUUGCUGAAUUAUUCUCUGUGCUAUACAAACAAACAAAACAAAAAACCACCAAAAAUACCCACAUGGUCUUAAAGACAGCUCUGAAGUAUUUCUGAGGGACAGUAAUGGUGGCCCUCCAUCUCAGUGUUAAAAAUAACAUGGCCUGCUUUAGCACAGAUGGGAAGAAAAAUGGCCUCUGUUGGCCUUAAAGGCAUUAUUGGCCUCUUAUUUUUUUCCUGAACAUGAAGGCAAAAAACCAAAAUGACUAAGAAGCUCUUUUUUUUUUUUUUUUAAAGCUUUUGGGACGGGGUCUCAUGUAACCCAAGCUGGUCUCGAACUUAACUGUGUAGCUCAGGCUGCCCUUGAACCCUUGGUCUUCCCGUCUCCACCUCUCAGGUGCUGAGAUCACAGGUGUGCUACCACAUCCAGCUGUGUAGGUCAUUCAAGAGGGACGCUUCUUAACCAUCUUCUCUUGGGUGGGGGGGUGUUGUCAGGAUUGGGACGGCUUGUGUGUGCUGCACACGCUCUGGGUCUGUGUGUCUUAACGUUAGUUGCUUCUUGCUGCUGCUUUCUGCUUCUCUGGGACUCACAUGCAUUAUUGGUAUAUAUAGAUAUAUAUAUAAAUGUAUAAAUAUAUAUUUUAUUUUUUUUUAUUUUCUGGAGCUUUAGGUUCCUCUAGCUCCUCCUGUCAAUCAUCCCUUCCCACCCCCCCACCCCACAUCCAUAAUGUUCUUUUUUUAAAAUCUCAAUAUAAAGAUAACAGGAAGA
Molecule: messenger RNA, 2957 nt
Organism: Peromyscus maniculatus bairdii (prairie deer mouse)
Lineage: Eukaryota; Metazoa; Chordata; Mammalia; Rodentia; Cricetidae
Source: RefSeq, a predicted model, not a curated record